AUCGAAUCCUGGACGGCCUUUUUCUUCAUCUUCUUCAUCUCUGUCGCAGUUUUCGUGAUGAUGAACCUCGUGACAGCGGUCAUCGUGGAGAAUGCCUUCGCAGAAAACAAGAGCGAGGAGAAGGAGCUCGCGGUACGCCUGGAGCGAGAGAAGGAAGAAGAGCUGGAAGACCUGAAAAACUUCUUCCUGCAAGUGGACAUAGACGGCAGCGGCAGCCUCACGAAGCAAGAGUUCUUCAAGGCAACCAAGCAGCGCAAAGUGCGGCAGAAGCUCCGUGCGCUGGAUAUUAUGCCCAAGGAUAUCGACGAGCUCUGGGACAUCCUUGACAGCGGCAUGGGAGAACUCAAAGCCGAGGAGUUCGUCCAUGGUAUCCGACGCCUGAGAGGCGAAGCCCGGGCCAAGGAUAUCCUCCGCUUGUACAAAGAGGUGCGGCAGUUUGAGAACGCC
This is a messenger RNA of Symbiodinium sp. CCMP2456, 447 nucleotides long. NCBI's taxonomy places the organism in Eukaryota, Dinophyceae, Suessiales, Symbiodiniaceae. The record is from the annotation of a GenBank genome assembly.